AUGUGCACAAGGACCUCGCGUUGCUAUUGGUUCGGUGGUCCCGGGUGGAAAAGAGUGCUGUGCUAUCGAUGCGUCUGCUUGCUGUACGUUCUGUUUGUGCUGGGUGUUGUUAUGCUGUUGCCCGCACCAGUCGAGUGCGGCUGCCGACGGCUGGCGCAGAAACCGUGUGAAGCGAUCUGUGUCCGCCCGAACACGCCGAACCGCCGAACGCUUGGUGCGCGGCCCGACUACGGGGUGGACGCGGACAACGUGUCUUUCCCGCCCGCAUCCUCCGAUGCGUGGACGUGUGAGCUACGGAUCGUGGUGAUCAUGCCGGCAAAUACGAGCGUCCAAGCGUCACUUCCACGCGUGCACCCCGUGCUGGAGAAGGCGGAAGAUUUUAUCCGUCGCGAGGGCAUCUUCCCGGCGGACGUAGCCAUCCGGUGGAUUCCGUUCGAUGAUCGGUGCGAACAGGCACGGGCUACGGUGAUGGCGAUGGAUGGUACGGGAAGCGAUUACUGCGGGCAUCUCAUACUUGGACCGAGCUGUGAUUUUGCUCUAGCGCCCGUUGCUAGAAUCGCCCGUUACAUUUAUAACGAUGGAAUUCCUGUGAUAACCGGUGCGGGAUAUACAUUCGAUUUCGAGGAACCAAAGACGCACUGUGAAAACGAGUUCCACAUGCUGUUCCGCACCGGGUUGGUCAGUUUCAAGCGGAUGGCAUUCUUCAUGAUAGAACUUAUCCGACACUUCAAGUGGAACCGUGUGGUAUAUUUUUACGAUCGACAUAGUUACUACAAUGUGGCUGGUCCACAAACGGGUCACUUGCUGAUGAAUACGAUGGCAGAAUUCUUCCGCCACGAAAACAUCACCUACUCGCCAUUCUCAACCGAUUCGGCACGCACAAACUUUACCGAGAGCCUGAAGGAAAAGGUCGGCCUCAGCUAUGCAAGUAAGUGCUUUGUACGAUUUGCACAGCGCUAA
Messenger RNA from Anopheles marshallii, 960 nucleotides. Its product is annotated as atrial natriuretic peptide receptor 3. Gene Ontology annotation, molecular function: signaling receptor activity; peptide hormone binding. Bases 1 to 960 code for a protein of 319 amino acids. The record is from RefSeq and is a predicted model, not a curated record. The transcript is spliced from 4 exons. Lineage: Eukaryota; Metazoa; Arthropoda; Insecta; Diptera; Culicidae.